AUGGACCGCGUUAUGCCAUCGGCUUUCCCAUCUGGUAAAUCCCUCGACAAUCCGAUUGGUGCGAGGGCGAUGGAACCAGAGCUUGUAUCACCAGCACCGGACCCAAUGGCUGCGCGUGCGCAAACUCUGCCCCACCUCCCCUUCAAACGUAAUAUCUUUGUGGCGGGCGCCAAUAAGAAACCCGGAAAUGCAGCGCCGCAGGUCGGCAAGUAUCGCAGAUGGACCCAAUUCACACCGGAACUAUCUUGGUAA
Suillus discolor is the source of this 252-nucleotide messenger RNA. RefSeq lists its product as uncharacterized. NCBI's taxonomy places the organism in Eukaryota, Fungi, Basidiomycota, Agaricomycetes, Boletales, Suillaceae. The record is from RefSeq and is a predicted model, not a curated record. The coding region runs from base 1 to 252 and encodes 83 amino acids. The transcript is spliced from 2 exons.